Messenger RNA from Galeopterus variegatus (Sunda flying lemur), 1100 nucleotides. Its product is annotated as WAS/WASL-interacting protein family member 2-like. The coding region runs from base 234 to 1100 and encodes 288 amino acids. Lineage: Eukaryota; Metazoa; Chordata; Mammalia; Dermoptera; Cynocephalidae. The record is from RefSeq and is a predicted model, not a curated record. Gene Ontology annotation, molecular function: actin binding. The transcript is spliced from 6 exons.
AUUUUGUUCACGGACGCUGGGGACGGUGGGAGCAGAUCCAUUUCCGGGUUGGCAAAAGGGGCGGCAGCGGCGAGAAAGAGAGCUUGCCGGGGGGCGAGCGGGACAGGACGAAGCUGGAGCGGAGGUGGCGGAGGAUCCGUUCCUGGAGCAGCGGCGGCCAGGUAUAUGAGUGACCUAAAGCUGCAAAUAAAGGCGGAGAGAGAGCAGUGCCAACUGGGAGCAGCAGGUCAAGGAUGCCAAUUCCUCCUCCCCCUCCACCCCCACCUGGUCCUCCUCCACCCACUUUUAAUCAGGCAAACACAGAGCAGCCCAAGCUAAGUAGAGAUGAGCAGCGGGGUCGAGGUGCCCUCUUACAGGACAUUUGCAAAGGGACCAAGCUGAAGAAAGUGACCAACAUUAAUGAUCGGAGUGCUCCCAUCCUCGAGAAGCCCAAAGGAACCAGUGGUGGUUAUGGCUCUGGAGCAGUUGCCCUGCAGCCCAAGGGAGGUCUCUUCCAUGGAGGAGUGCCGAAGCUCCGACCUGUGGGAGCCAAGGAUGUUUCAGAGAACCUAGCUGCUAAGCCAAGUUCUCGAGCUGCCGCCCCAAGGCCUCCAGUGUCUAUAGCCAGCGGACGUCCUCAAGAUGAUACAGACAGCAGCCGAGCCUCACUUCCAGAACUGCCCCGGAUGCAGAGACCCUCUUUACCGGACCUCUCUCGGCCUAAUACCACCAGCAGUACAGGCAUGAAGCACAGCUCCUCUGCUCCUCCCCCACCACCCCCAGGGCGGCGUGCCAAUGCACCCCCUACACCUCUGCCUAUGCACAGCAACAAAGGUCCAGCCUACAACAGAGAGAAACCCUUGCCGCCGACACCUGGACAAAGGCUUCACCCUGGUCGAGAGGGACCUCCUGCUCCACCCCCAGUCAAACCUCCUCCUUCCCCUGUGAAUAUCAGAACGGGACCAAGUGGCCAGUCUCUGGCCCCUCCUCCUCCACCUUACCGCCAGCCUCCUGGGGUCCCCAAUGGACCCUCCAGUCCUACUAAUGAAUCAGCUCCUGAGAGCAGCUUGGCCCGCAAGCCUGGGCACGCAAGGCAGCAUGAGGAACUGAGCAGGGAGUGA